AUAUGAAAACAAGUUGUUUAUUUAUAAAAGUGAUAAAAGAUUUAUGACUUUCUUUUGUUAUUUAAAUAAAUAAAUAAACACUUGUCGUUGCCGCGAAUUGAUAAAAUAAAAAGUAAAUAAUAAAAUAUUUGACAGUGUCAUUAAAAAAAUAUUUGAAAUGUUAAUUAACCUCGGCUAGAUAAGAACAAAUUAGUACAUUAAGUGUAAAUAACUUCAUAUAUCUAUAUAAUAAGUAUUAAGUAUUUAAUAAUAAAAAUGUCAUUGAAAAUGUGAUUCACUGGCAAUGAGUCAGUUGAUUUUAAAUGAUAACGAAAUACUUUUAAAUAGUUUAUGGUCGAUGGUUUGUUUUGUUAGCGUGUGGAAUGUGAUCAUAGUUCACUAUAACCUAUAAUUUUUUUAAAUUAAAUUGUUAAUUAUUUAUUUAUUUAUGAUUCAACUGUGAAUGCGGUUUAAAUAUUUGAUACUUAAAUUUUACAAAGAUGGAAAUGUUACAAUUAGGUGACACGGUUGAUGAUGAUGAUGAUGUCUUUCAUCUGGAGGAAGAAAUAAAUAUUGUUGAAGAAGAUGGAGAAAUAAAAUUACCUAAAGGUUUGAAAUUGUUGGACUCACAAGUUGCGGGACAUUCGUAUGAUUCAAGCAAUGGAAUUAUUGGAAUGCUUAAGAGAAACGGAAGAAUUUACAAACCUGGUAUCAAAGAAGCUUUGUAUGAAAGAGAAAAAGAUUUUUAUGAAAAAAUAAAAACAUCAAGUGAUGAAAUAUAUAAAGCUUUAUCCAAAAUAACUCCCGAGUAUUUUGGUUCCGUUGAAUUCAAUGUCAACAAGAAACCUGUAAAAUUCUUAAUUUUGCAAGAUAUUACGGAAGGAAUGAUCGAGCCCUGUGUCAUGGAUAUUAAAAUCGGCAAGCGCACUUGGGAUCCCUUGGCAGGACCCGCGAAAAAAUUAAAAGAAGAGUUUAAAUAUAAGGAAUUUAAACAGAUUCACUCACUUUGUAUUCCUGGCUUUCAGUAUUAUGAUAUAACGACUGGUAAUUUCCGUAAAUUCGAUAAAAAUUACGGGAAAAAAAUAAAACCCGAUGCUAUAUUUGACGUUUUGCGCAUGUUCUGUAACAUCACACAGGAACACUUGUGCAGAAGUUUAAUUGUCCAGAUCUUAGCAUCUCUUUGGGAAGUUCUUUCAUUCUUCCGUCUGCAAACAGACUUACGUUUUUAUUCAAGUUCAAUAUUGAUAGCUUACGAUGCCAAACGUUUGAAAAAAAUAAUCGCUAAAGAAAUAGCAGAUGAUUGCAAUGGAAAAUGUUACGAAUUGCACCCGCGUGUUGGGUCACCGAUGACGUCACCGUCUCACAGCGCGUACUCCAGUGGAUUUAGUUCGCCUCGAUGUAUAUCUCCAUUGUCAUCGAGCCCUGCGUCUAAUCAAUUUUUAAAAAUAAAUGGAAAAAAUACUUUGGAGAAAUCAAACUCUGACCAUUCCAUUAAUGGAAGCAAUCGUUAUCUUAAUAUUGACAGCAACAAUGUAAAACUAUGUCGCACUCACUCAUUUGAUAAUAAUUUCGAACGUGAUAUCAUGGAAAUGAAGGAUGAUUAUGUUGAUUUGUUGGAUCAAUUAACAAAUAAACUACAUCGUGAUUGGGUGCGUGUUAAAAUGAUUGAUUUCACUCAUGUAUUUCCGACAGAAGUUCAUGAAGUUGAUGCUAAUUAUUUACAAGGCCUUGAGAAUCUUAUUAAAAUAUUUGAAUCUUUUUUGAUUUGCUCCAAUGAUGACAUGAGUCACAAUAAAAAAUAAUAAUAAUUAAAUAAAUAAAUACUUACUGAAGACUGUGUUCAUAUUGAUAAUAAUAAUGUAAUUAUUUCGCAUUUUUAAGUACAGGCUGUAUCGUAAUAAAAUCAAUCUUUUAAAUUCAAAAUU
Molecule: messenger RNA, 1904 nt
Organism: Microplitis mediator
Lineage: Eukaryota; Metazoa; Arthropoda; Insecta; Hymenoptera; Braconidae
Gene: Ipk2
Product: inositol polyphosphate multikinase
Exons: 5
Coding region: 480-1781 (433 amino acids)
Biological process (GO): inositol phosphate biosynthetic process
Cellular component (GO): nucleus; cytoplasm
Molecular function (GO): inositol tetrakisphosphate kinase activity; inositol-1,4,5-trisphosphate 3-kinase activity
Source: RefSeq, a predicted model, not a curated record